AUGAGUGUAAUUACUCAUGUAGUAAUAGGAAGUUCUGCCCCUAAAAAAUUGCAAAUUGGAGUUAAAAAGCGGCCUGCUGAAUGUCUUAUAAAAAGUAAAAAAGGAGAUCUUCUCCACAUGCACUAUACGGGUACAUUAGAAGAUGGAACUGAAUUUGAUAGCUCUAUUCCCCGAGGCAAUCCAUUAACUUUCACAUUAGGUUCCGGUCAAGUCAUCAAAGGAUGGGACCAAGGUUUGAUUGGCAUGUGUGAAGGGGAACAAAGGAAACUGGUUAUACCACCUGAACUGGCUUACGGAGCGGCUGGAGCACCGCCCAAGAUACCUCAAUCUGCAACUCUUACAUUCCAUGUAGACUUAGUUAAGAUUGAAAGAAAAGAUGAAUUGUAG
Arctia plantaginis is the source of this 387-nucleotide messenger RNA. Lineage: Eukaryota; Metazoa; Arthropoda; Insecta; Lepidoptera; Erebidae. The record is from the annotation of a GenBank genome assembly.